Molecule: messenger RNA, 204 nt
Organism: Purpureocillium lilacinum
Lineage: Eukaryota; Fungi; Ascomycota; Sordariomycetes; Hypocreales; Ophiocordycipitaceae
Source: RefSeq, a predicted model, not a curated record
AUGUACUCCGUAUCCCAUCACACAGUGCCCAACGGGCCGGCCAAGACGACAGUGAUGCCGGACGACUCUCAUGGCCAGUGCCGUAAUGAUGAUUCGAGAAUGAGCUCCUUACAAGGCGUUCUUGGCGAGAUUGCGUGGCUCACGCCCUGGAUGCACCCUGCCCUGAGCUUUGGCGGCGGCCCGCAAACCAUCGUCGUCAAAUAA